Molecule: messenger RNA, 2535 nt
Organism: Colletotrichum higginsianum IMI 349063
Lineage: Eukaryota; Fungi; Ascomycota; Sordariomycetes; Glomerellales; Glomerellaceae
Product: Metallo-beta-lactamase superfamily protein
Exons: 1
Coding region: 1-2535 (844 amino acids)
Biological process (GO): mitochondrial tRNA 3'-end processing
Cellular component (GO): mitochondrion
Molecular function (GO): 3'-tRNA processing endoribonuclease activity
Source: RefSeq, a predicted model, not a curated record
AUGGCGAGCUACAUCUACAUCGCGUCGACGCCCACGGCCGACACAGGCGCUAGCCUGUUGCUCCACUUCGAUCAUCGACGGUAUCUGUUUGGCAACCUCAGUGAAGGGACGCAGCGAGCCCUGACUCAACGCAAGUUCUCCCUCGCCAAGAUGGAGACCAUUUUCAUAUCUGGCCAGACCAAGUGGGCAAACACGGGUGGCAUGAUUGGUAUGCUCCUCACCAUUGCCGACGUUGUGGAGGGCAGCCGGAGAGAGAUGCAAGCCCAGUCCGACGAAAAGAAGAAGAAGGCGAGGAAGCAGGAGGCCUUUGAGCGCCUCGAGAUUCACGGUGCCCAAAACCUGAACUAUUCCAUCGCGACAGCCCGGGGUUUCGUCUUCAGAAAGGGUAUCCCGAUCCGCGCCAUGGAGCUGUAUCAAGACCCGAGAUUGGCAAACCCUGGAGGCUCCACGCCAGAUUGGGAGGACGACGCGAUCCAAGCCUGGAAGAUUCCCAUCUCCGCCGGCCAGCCGUCGUCUCCUUCGGCCUAUGGCAAGUCACGUAAGAGAAGCCACGAGGUCAUGACGGCGGAAGACGACGCCGCCGUCGCCACGUCGCAGACAACACCAGCCACCGACGUCGCCGCGGAUUCGGCAACAAGCGAACAACAGAAGAUCACCAACCGAGAGGCCGUUGAGGCCGUUGUGCAAGAAAUGUUCAGCUCGGACUGGGCCAUGGACCAGCUCUACGAGACGAAGCUUUCCCAGGUCAAUCUUCCCGCCACUAUCUUCAUCAGGGAGAACGGCCAGAUACAAAAGUACAAGGGUCCCAUGCCGGGGGAUGAGGGCGAGGUGCCUGACCUUGAUGUUCUCGUACGGUACCCCUGGCCAGCGACCAAGGUCCGUGAUCUUCCCGACCCCGAACGGUCAACCUCGGCCGUCUGCUACGUCGUCAAGAACAGAGGCCGCAGGGGCAAGUUCGACCCGGCCGCUGCCAAGGCACUGGGGGUCGCUCCAGUCGACUUCAAGCACCUCACCAACGGUCAGACGGUCAAGGGAAAGACGGGCAACGACGUGACGCCCGACAUGGUGCUCGGGGCGCCGACGAAGCCCGUUGGCUUUGCCAUCAUCGACAUCGCGAGCACGUCCUAUAUCGAAUCGUUCCUCGGCAGACCAGAAUGGAAGAACGCAACGCUCAUGGACAACGUGCCCGCCUUCUUCUGGAUCCUCGGCCGCUCGGUGAUUGAUGACGCGCGCAUCCAGAACUUCAUCAGGGAGCGACCCCACAUCCGGCACACCAUCAUGGCCCCGGACGUCAGCCCGAACAUGGUAGCGAUGGAAUCCUACGGCCUCCUCCACGCCAAGCUGCGGCGCAUCGACCCUGAGCGUUUCCCGCCUCUCCAGGCGGACAACACUGUUCGGGAUCUCUCGCACAUUGGUUCCAACGUCGAGGCUGCGCGUGUCGGCAUGAAGGCUGUCCUGGGUGCGAAAAUCAAAGCAGUGAAUGAUGACAUUGUGCCGUUCCCUACGUUCAAGGAGGCUUCCAACAUCGACGGCGGGGCCCUGCGGAUGGCUGCCCACGCCGCGGCCAAGGUUAGGAAGCCUGCAUUUUUGGAGGAGGUGCAGCGGACGGAGCAAGACAUCCCCAACCGCGACACCGAGAUCAUCCCGCUAGGCACCGGAUCUGCUUUGCCGUCCAAGUAUCGCAACGUCUCGGCGACCUUGAUUCGCGUGCCGCAGUACGGCAACUAUCUUCUCGACUGCGGCGAAAACACGCUUGGCCAACUCCGCCGCGCGUUCCCGGCCGAGGAGGUCGUCAAGAUCCUCCGAGAAACCCGGUGCGUUGCCAUCAGCCACAUCCACGCCGACCACCAACUCGGACUCGCAAGCUUCGUUACAGCCUGGGCCGAAGCGACGGCUGCUCUGGACCACCUGCCCAGGCUUGGGAUUGUAGGCCCUCUCAGCAUCCAAAACUUCCUGUUGGAGUACAACCAGAUGGAGUGGAUGGACUUGAGACGUUUGGAGUUCAUCCGGAAGCACAACAUCUUCCCCUACGGCGACGGCCGCCUGCCGGAGGACUCGUGCACUCGCCUCGCCUCUGUCCAGCUGGUUCCUGUCCGUCACUGCCAUCACUCGUAUGCCGUCGUCCUCGCGUGGCCGUCGGGCCUCAAGAUCGCCUACUCGGGCGACUGCCGGCCCAGCGACGACCUCGUCGAAGCCGGCAAGGGCGCCACACUUCUCAUCCACGAGAGCACCUUUGACGACGACAAGCAGGGUGACGCAUUGGCAAAGAAGCACUCAACCAUGUCCGAGGCCCUCGAUGUCGGCUACCGCAUGGGCGCGCGCCGCGUGCUGCUGACGCACUUCUCCCAGCGCUACGCCAAGAUCCCGCUGGUCGAGAAGCGGACGACGGAGACGGGCGCCGACCAGACGGUUCUGAUGGCCUUUGACCAGAUGAGGGUCAAGCUGGGCGAGUUCCGUCAGGCUCAGGCGUUUCUGCCCGCCAUCCGGCAAAUGUUGGACGCCGAGGAGGCUCCCAAGGCGGACGAGGCGGAAUAA